This is a messenger RNA of Gigantopelta aegis, 1176 nucleotides long. RefSeq lists its product as uncharacterized. The coding region runs from base 50 to 1030 and encodes 326 amino acids. Lineage: Eukaryota; Metazoa; Mollusca; Gastropoda; Neomphalida; Peltospiridae. The record is from RefSeq and is a predicted model, not a curated record. Gene Ontology annotation, biological process: G protein-coupled receptor signaling pathway. Gene Ontology annotation, cellular component: membrane. The transcript is spliced from 3 exons. Gene Ontology annotation, molecular function: G protein-coupled receptor activity.
UCACAAAGACAAACUACUGCCAACAGAACGAGGUGCAUAUGGUAUAAAGAUGGCAGCUGAAACUAAAAUGGAGUUUGCAAAUCAAAAUUACAGCAUACUCCAAAACCACUCUGUCACACGUCAGGAUUACGAUUCCGAAAUGACGACUCAACAACUUGCAGAAAUCUGCGUUUCCUCAGGGCUGGCAAUUCUCAUCGUUGUGUUCAACCUCGGUACCAUAGCAACAGUUCUCUGCAGAGACAUUUUGAGACGAUCCCCGAAAUACAUCUUGGUCGCUGUUCUGGCUUUUCUGGAUCUCGUUGUUGGAGCUGUCGUUUUACCAAUCCGUAUCCUCACACUGUUUAAAUACGACUUGAGAAUUUCGUGUGCAAGUCUAUAUCUAAUUGACUUUAUCAACGUAUACUUUCAAAGGACGUCAUUUAUAUAUAUGUUGACAUUUCUCAACAUCGUCGUCAUCGUCGUUGCCAUGAGGUCUUCGUGUAUGGUUGGCAAGAAAGGCAAGGUCACUGCUGCUUUAAUGGCGGUCCUUCCGUUGGCGUUCAGCGUGUUGGUACUAGCGCCCGUGUAUGGAACAGGAGUUCGAGAAAUCAGAGACAUCCCACUGAGACAGCAGAAAUGUUUUUACAUUUUAAAUACCAAACAUUCUCUAGCUCUCUACUUUCUUUCUGGCCUCAUUCCUGUUUUCGUUCUCUUCCUAACGACUCUCUGUAAUGUGUGUUCGAGCAUCAUGUCAAGCAACACAGUCGUUAACGAGAAAAACGAACCGGAAGUAGAUCCACGCGCGCACAUUCAUCUCGACGCGCUGCUCGUUAGUCUGUUUACCAUUCUCCUCGUACUUCCGCUUUCUGUCUUCGGGGUACUCCUCUACUAUGAUUCGUCGAUAUGUGACAUACAAACCUGCGAUAUUAUCUGGCUAUGUUUCCAGUACUUACCGUUUCUGAAGUCCUGCGUUGUGCCACUCUUAUGGAUUUGCAACAGAGACUAUAGAAUUGGUGUAACAAGGCUUAUUACCUGCCGUUGUUUUUGUUAACAGCUAAUUCAAUUUUUAGUUUAUUUUCAUUCCUGGUUUGUAUUUUAAGGAGGGGACUAUUUUAGGUUUAUGGGGAAAAGGGCCCGUAAUCACUACAUUGUAAAAAGCACAAGUGUGGAUUUUUAUUAAAAAAGUGGAAAAAAUAA